Messenger RNA from Melozone crissalis (California towhee), 1622 nucleotides. It is a transcript of the gene ENKD1, whose product is annotated as enkurin domain containing 1. Bases 94 to 1107 code for a protein of 337 amino acids. Lineage: Eukaryota; Metazoa; Chordata; Aves; Passeriformes; Passerellidae. Gene Ontology annotation, cellular component: cytoplasmic microtubule. The record is from RefSeq and is a predicted model, not a curated record. The transcript has 7 exons.
CGGGCCCUCGGCUGCCGGCGGGCCCAGCCCAGCCCGGCCCGGCGGGGAGCGCUUCUCCGCGGCCUCCCUCGAGGCAGAGCACUGUGUGGCAGGAUGUGUGAAGGGCCAUCCAGGAUUUCUGGACCCAUUCCUCCAGACCCAGGGCUCUUCCCAGAGUAUUACAAACGGCCCCUCUCAGCUCGAGGGAGGCUGGAAGGGAAUGCUCAGAGGCUGUUUUUGACCUCCAGCUCUCUGGACCCCGUCCCCAGCCCCUGCCUGGCUCUGGGCAGUGCCCAGCCAGCCCCUCGUGUCCGCCCCAGCGGGAGGGAGUUCCUGGAGAGGGGACAGAAGGGGACACUCAGCCUCCUGCUGCAGCUCCAGGGCAUCUCCCUUGAUGGGGCAGUGCCAGCCAAGAGGAAAGAGGCCAAGGACUACGAGAAGGAAAACGUGAGGAGGAUAAAGGAGAUUCAGAGGAAGUGCAAGGAGAAGGAGCGAGCCCAGGAGCACAGCCAGCCCAAGCCUGUGAAAGCUCUCUGGAAAUCCCAGAAAUAUGAAAAUGUGGAGUCAAAGGUGAAGGCCAAACUGCAGGAGACCUCUCCACCUGCCAAUCCCGAGGCUGUGAAUUUCCUGAGGGCGUAUUCCCGCUGUGGCUCUGGGAUCAAGCCAUGCAGACCCCUGUCCCCAAGGCCUGCCAGGGCAAAAGCAGGAGCAGACACGGAGGCUCCAGAGGCACAGGGUGCUGAAACCAAGCCUGCUGGAGAGGAAGGAGCUGUGGCGCAGGCAGGCGGAGGAGCGGCUGCGGAACCUGCCCGACCCCGACACCCCCCCUGGGCACACCCUGAUGCCCGAGGGACAGCGCCUCGAGACCCUCAGCAACCUGAAACAGAGCCAGGAGCAGCUGGUGAAGGACCUGGUUCUGCUGCCCAUGCGUGGAGACAGCCUCAGGAUGCAGAAGAGGCGGGUGGAGCUCGAGAGGAAGCUCUCCCAGAUAGACGAGGCAAUCAAAAUUUUCUCAAGACCAAAAGUCUUCAUCAAGUUGGACUCCUGAGCUGGUGGGGCCAGGUGUGCUGUGCUGCUCUGCCUGAACACCCUGUGUUGCUGGGCAGGAAUGGACAUCUCUUUUUGUGAGGAAAGGAGAGGAAGCCAAGUUCCAGACCCUGGGCCCAUGCAGGUGCCAAUAGCAGUGUCCAGUGCACAGCUGGCAUCUCCUGCUCACCUUUCAGUGCUGUGUCUUGUCCACAGAAAAGGGAGGAAGAUGCCCUAAUAAAGGCCCUGCUCAGUGGUCUGGGGAGCAGUUGUCUCUGCUGCUUGGCUUCUCACAGAUCAGCUCUCUGCUCUGGGUCUGUGGCAUCACCUCUUGUUUUCCUUUUUUUCCUACUUCUAGAAACUGGUAGGAGGUCUCUUGUGCUGCUGCCUGUGGUAUUCCUUGUAUCCUCUUUCUCCUGAGCUGGACCAUGGUCAUGGCUCAUCCUGAGCACCUGAGAGCUCAGGGGACAGCCUGGGGACAAGAAGGAGGCACAGAGCUUCAGUGUUGUCUGCCCAGGGAAGGGCUGAGCUGUCAGGAGGGUCUGGUCGGAUGCCUGGAAAAGCCUUUGUUGUCUGUGGGGCAGGAGAUCCUCCAAUAAACCAUCAUUUCCAUCUUG